Molecule: messenger RNA, 768 nt
Organism: Fonsecaea multimorphosa CBS 102226
Lineage: Eukaryota; Fungi; Ascomycota; Eurotiomycetes; Chaetothyriales; Herpotrichiellaceae
Exons: 2
Coding region: 1-768 (255 amino acids)
Source: RefSeq, a predicted model, not a curated record
AUGGCCUCGAAACCUGUCAUCCUCCUGAUUCCCGGAUCUUUCACCAUUUCAGCCAUGUAUUUCCCUCUUCAGGACAUCCUGGUCGAAAGGGGGUACGAAGUGUACGUGAACAACCUACCGUCGGCGAGUCGGAAUGGUCCAGAAGCUCCGGCAAGUUUGAGUGACGAUGCAAAAUUUUUCAGCAACAUCAUCGGAAUGAUCGCGGACCAGGGAAAGGAUAUUGUUGUCCUUGGUCAUUCAUACGGUGGCCUAGUUGCCUCUGAAUCUGCCAAAGGCCAUAACAAGGCGGAGCGGUGCGUCAGAGGUCUGAAUGGCGGUAUCAUCAGGAUAAUCUUCCUAGCUGCCAUUGUCCUGCAAGAAGGACAAUCAUUACUAGGCCAUCAAGGGCAACUUCCGCCAUCGAUCAUAAAGACAGAUGAGUACGGAUUCAUGAGACUUGUCGAUCCCGCCUUGUCCGGCUCCCGCAUGUAUGAUGUUUGGCCAGAAGAACGCGCGAUUGCCUGGGCAAGAGCUGCGCCAAAGCAAUCCGCUCUCAGCUUUGCUAGUCCGGUUACUUAUACGGCUUUCAAGGAUAUACCUUCUUCAUACAUCUUUUGCGAGAAAGACCAGAUUGUGCCUCCAGCUUGGCAAGAACAAUACAUCGAAAACAUUGAGAUUGUGGCUGGCAGGGCGGUGGAUCUACAUAAGCUGGACUCGAAUCAUGUGCCGAACCUGACUUCGACUGAGACUCUAGCGGAGCUCCUUCUGAAGAUAGUCGCAGCUUCAUAG